Diuraphis noxia (Russian wheat aphid) is the source of this 1794-nucleotide messenger RNA. RefSeq names its product lysosomal acid phosphatase-like. Gene Ontology annotation, biological process: dephosphorylation. Gene Ontology annotation, molecular function: phosphatase activity. The record is from RefSeq and is a predicted model, not a curated record. Lineage: Eukaryota; Metazoa; Arthropoda; Insecta; Hemiptera; Aphididae.
UACUAUGGUCUUACCGAUGGCGUCGAACAAACUAACUAUUGUUGUCUGUAUACAAGCCUAAGAAUUUCCAUUUGAAAUAAAAUAUGUUUGCUUUACGACUGUUAUUCAAUUAUUUUUUGUAUUUUUUAUAUCAUUAGUAUUUUAGUUAUUUUUAAAAAUCAGUACAAUCGUGCUAUACUUUUUAUGUGAUAAUUAUCAGGUAUGGGUGUAUGGCUGUAUCAAAAUGUCAACUAAAAUGUUCAAUUGAUUUAGAUAAUUGCGAAAMUUAUACGCGUUAAGUCAGCUGUCAGCUAUAGUUAUAAUUGCUAUUAGUCARUAGUCACUAUGUCUCAAAAUGAUAACAAUCAAAAUCUCAUUUCUCCAAAAAAGGCAUCCGAAUUGAGAAAUGAAAAGAGAGGAGCUUACGCGGCUAUAUUAUUAUCAGGAGUAAUUAUCACUGUAUUCGUGGUGUAUUAUUUAAUAUUAGGAGAGGAAUCGCGGAAAAAAAAUUCUUUACAGCUCAUUAUAGCCAUUUUUAGACAAGGAGACCGAAGUCCAUUGAGAUGGGAAACUUAUCCUAAUGACAUGUAUGCACCUACAAGCGAAGGGACAUGGCCAGACGGCCUUGGGCAGUUGACCAAUGCUGGAAAAUUAAAGUCAUAUGAAUUUGGAAGACGAUUUCGAAAGCGGUACACGAAAUUUCUCCCAGCCACCUACAAUAGUAGCUUUGUUUUGGUAAAGAGUACAGAAACUGAUCGUACACAAAUGACGGCGUCAGCAUUUUUAGCAGGAGCUUUUCCUCCCGGUGGUAAACAAAUUUGGAACAAUGAUUUACCAUGGAUACCUAUACCAAUCCAUUCGAUAUCUCCAAWUCAAGACAACAUGCUUAGAGUAACAAUGCCUUGUCCUGCAUAUGACGUAGAAUUUGAAAAAGCAAAAAAUGAAACUGAAAAACAUAUGUUAAUCAAGUAUAAAAAUUUCUUCAACUAUGUAUCUAGUCAUACGGGCUUAGAAAUAAAACAUCUUUCAGACGUUGAAAAUAUAUUCAAUUCAUUAACUAUUCAGCAAAGAAAUCAUCUGACUUUGCCAUCAUGGGUAAAAGUUAGAAAUUACAUGGGUCUUAUGGAAAAUAUUGUUUUAGAAUGGUUAAUAACUUAUUCGAAAACRGAUUUCAUGAAAAAAUUAAGAUCUGGGAAACUCAUUGGAGAAAUAGUUAGAGUAAUGAGGGACAAAAUGGAUGGAAGAUUAAACCCUGACAGAAAAAUGUUUGCUUACUUUAGUCAUGAGCAGACGUUAAUUGAUUUUUUACAUACAUUGGGAAUGAAAAAUCUUUUUAAACCUAGUUACGGAGCUGCAGCUUUUGUCGAAUUACACAAAAUCAAAGAAGAAUUCUAUGUAAAAAUAAUGUACACAAAAAGCUACGACACUCCAGAUAUUCUAUCUCUAGAAAUGGAAGGCCAAACUAGUUUUUUACCAACAUUGGAAGAUUUCAUAAUAUCAACCGAAAAUUAUGUACCAAAGAAUUGGGAAAAAGAAUGCCAGCUUAAAUAACAUAUUCGACUAUUAUAUCAAUUAAAAUGUAUCCAUUAUUUUAGUUGCAUUCUUGCAUAUUAUGUAUUAUAUUGUGUCUAUAUUAAUAAUCUUUAAUUGAUAUUUCACCUACUUUGAAUUAUAAUUUAUAAGUACGUAUUUCUGUAUUUGUAUAAUGUAUAGAGCCAGAGCGUAUAGAUUGCGAGAGAUUUACUCAUUGUACAAUUGCUAUUAUUAGUGGUAGGUAAUUAUUACAAUAUCGCCUAUAAAUUUAUAAUAAAAAAU